AUGGGGAGAGAAGGAGGCCGCCAGGCUGACCCCGACGCCUGGGUCCCCUCCCUCCUCGCUCCUCUCCCCCAAGGCAGGGGCAGUAGCGGGGCCGAAUGGCCCCCCAAACCUCCGAGUCUUCCGCCUCUGCCUCCUCGGCACCUCCGCCCCUGCUCCGUGCUGGGCUCCAGACGUCAGCCCCUCUUCGGGGGUCUGCGCUCUGGGGCCGCCGGGUUUCCCCCUUUGGAGAAGGAGAAGGCUGAGCUGAGCACGCACAAAGCUUCUCUACUGGUUCUCCCAUCCUGGGACUGUGCUGCUUUCGAAGCCCCAUCACUCCUCUCACCUCCCACUAAGCCCAGUGAGACAGCAGGGGGCUGCCGGCACGCUCUGGGACCCGGAGGGCGGGGGGAGGUCCCAGAGCCCCCCUCCUCUGGGCGCCUGAUGGCCACAGGGCUCUCCACCUGCCCAACCCCCGCCGCAGGCACGGCCCCUCCCCCGCUGCCCCGGUGGUGGCCGGCGGCCCCCCGGCUGCCAGCCUUCAGACUGGAGUCCCUGAAGCGCUGGACAGAGGCUCGGGGCCUGUGGUGUGAGAAGGGCGUCCAGGUGCUGCUGACCACGGUUGGUGCCUUCGCCGCCUUCGGCCUCAUGACCAUCGCCAUCAGCACCGACUACUGGCUCUACACCAGGGCCUUCAUCUGCAACACCACCAACCUGAGCGCCUCUGCCUCCGAGGACCCCCCGGCCCGAGGGCCCGGCGGGGUGGCGGAGAAGAGGGACCCUGGGGGGCUGACCCACUCGGGCCUCUGGAGGAUCUGCUGCCUGGAAGGACUGAAGCGGGGUGUCUGUGUGAAGAUUAAUCACUUCCCAGAAGACACAGAUUACGACCAUGACAGUGCAGAGUACCUACUCCGUGUGGUCCGAGCAUCCAGCAUCUUCCCCAUUCUCAGCGCCAUCCUCCUGCUGCUGGGGGGCGUGUGUGUGGCUGCCUCUCGAGUCUACAAGUCCAAGAGGAACAUCAUCCUGGGGGCCGGCAUUCUCUUUGUAGCCGCUGGUGAGGGCCGAGGAGGGGGCACGGGGCGGGGCCCGCAACAGCGCGGAGGGGAGGGGCCUAGAGUCUCGGGAUGA
Messenger RNA from Sarcophilus harrisii (Tasmanian devil), 1104 nucleotides. It is a transcript of the gene CACNG8, whose product is annotated as calcium voltage-gated channel auxiliary subunit gamma 8. Gene Ontology annotation, molecular function: voltage-gated calcium channel activity; channel regulator activity. Gene Ontology annotation, cellular component: postsynaptic density membrane; AMPA glutamate receptor complex. The record is from RefSeq and is a predicted model, not a curated record. NCBI's taxonomy places the organism in Eukaryota, Metazoa, Chordata, Mammalia, Dasyuromorphia, Dasyuridae. The transcript has 5 exons. Gene Ontology annotation, biological process: postsynaptic neurotransmitter receptor diffusion trapping; neurotransmitter receptor transport, postsynaptic endosome to lysosome; regulation of AMPA receptor activity. Bases 1 to 1104 code for a protein of 367 amino acids.